This is a messenger RNA of Anisakis simplex (herring worm), 573 nucleotides long. The record is from the annotation of a GenBank genome assembly. Lineage: Eukaryota; Metazoa; Nematoda; Chromadorea; Rhabditida; Anisakidae.
CUUUGGAAUGCGCACGGUGUGUACAUGAGAGAAAUAACCACACCUGGCAACGCAUCCAGAAACAGUGGAUUACAUUGGGGAUUGAAUUUCGGCAGUUUGUUGUUCGGUGGAAUACUGUUGUUGUUGAUCUUUCGUGGCACUGGUCAAUCGCAAGUGAUGUCAAUGGAAGUUAUAACGUAUAUCUUCGAAGGUCUCUCCGUAUUCACGAUUCUCUCGAAUGUUCUCUUCUUCCUUCUUCCCGAUUUCUCGGAACGAAGCGCAGCUAGUAAAGCCAGCUUCCGCAAAACAAUCGGUCGAAUCUUUAUGUUACUUCGUGAUCGUCGAAUGCUGCUACUAUCGGCAAUAUUCAUGUAUAAUGGGUUCGUACUCUCCUUCUACAUCUCCAUCUAUCCGUCUUGUUUAUCGUUCUCGAAAUCAUUGGUUGGUGCUGGCAAUGAGAUAAUCGCCUACUUCGCUUUAGUCACUUCAUUCGGGCAGAUCGCCGGUAACUUUUCCGUCUCACAACUUAUGCGACUGACACUUAAGACUAGCCGGAAUUUCAAAAAAAAUUAUUACUUUACGAUUGAACAGUGA